AGGAACUUCUGAGUGCGGAAAAGAAGGCGAAAGACGAGAUGCAACGACGACAUACCAUGGUGGAAAAUGACAAGCAGAAGAUGUUGCGUGACCAAGCAGAACUCCAGGAAGCCAAGGCAAGAGAAGAGAAGCUGAAAAUGGAGGCCGAACGACAGCACCAGAAGCUUAUUCAAGACAUGGAGAAGCUCAGACAAGACCAAGCACAGCUGAAUGCCGACAAGGAAGAUGAAAAAAAGGCAAAAGAAGAGGCGGAGCGAAAGCAUGCAUCUGUCUUGCGAGACAUGCAACAACUCCAAGCUGACCGAGACAAGCUACAGGCAGACCAAGUAGCAGAAAAAAGAGCUAGAGAAGAGGCCGAAAGGAAACAUGCAGAAGUAUUGCAAGAUCGUGACAAGAUUGCAGCUGACAUGCGACAACUUCAGAGUGACAAGGACUCCGAGCAACGUGCGAAGCAAGAGAUCGAACGAAAGCAUGAUGCAGCCAUGAAGCAAAUGGAGCUGGUCAAUGCAGAUCAGACCAAGCUUAAGAUGGACAAGGACUCGGAGGUGCAGACGCGCUUGGACAUGGAAGCGAAGCAUCAGGCCGUCCUACGAGAUUUGGAGCAACUUCGUGCGGAAAAGGAUCAAAUAGCUACCGAGCACAACAGCUUGAAGAUGGAGCAUCAGCGACUUGAAGCCGAGCGCAACAGGCUGCAUGCUUCUCAUGCGGAAGCGUCCAGAGGACAUGAAGAGGCUAUUGGAAGAUUGCGCGCAGCUCAUGAGACAGAGUUGAAGCAGACAAAGGACCAGAGUCAACAGCACAAGCAAGAAUGGGAAGGGCGGCAUCAGUCACUUCUACAAGAGCUUGAAGGGCUUCGAGCGGAGUUACGACGAGCACAGCAAGAGAAGGAGGAUGAACGUCGAGCGAAAGAGCGUGCCCAAGCUGACCGUCAAUCAGCUUCGCGCCAGUCUGAAGCACUUCAAGUUCAGGUACAGUCCAUACAGUCUCGACGCAACAGCGACCUGAGUUCCUUGGAAGAUGUACAAAGCAGGGUUCGGAGCUUGCAAUCUGAGAAUGAGAUGCUCACUGGAGAUGUCAACACACUCAAGAAAUUGAAGCAAGAGAAAGAAGAAGCUGAAAAGGACUUGCGAGAAGCCUUCAAUAUCCAGCGCACAGAGUUGAAAACAAUUCAAAGGCAGCUGGAAGACAGGGAACAGCAGGUCAAAGAGUUUGAAGAAUGGCGCAAAAAUCUGGAAGACAAGUACUCUGGGUUGUUGUCUCAGUUGUCUGCUGAGAAGAAGGAAGGAGAAGAUUUGCGGCGCGAACUCAGGGAGGCGCAAGCGACUGGAGAGCAACUUCAGCGGAAUGCUCAGGAGGCCUUGGACCGCCUCCUUUUGCUUCAACAAGAGAAUGAGGAUCUCAAGGAGUCUCUGGAGUCGAAAACACGUGGUGAAAGUGAAGCCUUGAAAAGACGCAUGACGAUGCCUCGCAUGUCACUGUGGGCGGUGCCGCCUGUCUUGGCAAUUGAGGAGGAAGCUGAUUUGCUCCCGCACUCCAAAGAUGAGUUCAUUGCGCAGGUUCGCGACGCACAUAAAGGAGUUGACAGCUUGAUGCAGAGUGCAGCGGAGGUCCACAUCAGGACAAUCAGUGCCCAGGUGGAUGGAGCAGCGGCAGCAGAAAGCAAGGGCACUGGAAUCCGUCGUGGACUGGCCGACUACGAGAAACAGUAUGAAAUUCAGUCUGAGCGCCGCUCAGAGCUCAACAACCUCGAAGCGCGGCUUCAUGACCUGAGAGCUUUGAAAGAGGAGGUCGCUCUUCAGCACCAUCUUCCUGAAGUGGAAAGAAAUCAGGUCACCGAGUACCUCGAGAGGGACAUGAAAAGAUGUGAAGAGGAGAUUGAAAUUAUGCGACCAUCGUCAGCCUUGUCCAGCCUUCCUGAUGAACUUAUUCAGGUUCUCAUGCACAUGGUUGAUGAAGGACUCCCACCAGAGUUUGAACAUGGUUUUUCUCCUAUGCAUUGGUCAGCACAGCGCGGUCGCCGUGAUCUCAUAGAGUUCAUUCGACAACAAGUUGAUGGUGGGCACGAACUUCUCAAUUCCAGAGAUGCUCAAGGCCGCAUACCCCUGUUCUUUGCCGAGCGGAGCGGAAAAGUCGGCCUCGCUUAUCACUUGCGUCGAAUUGGAGGCUCUGCUGACUUGCUGGUCAGGUCCUCAGAGAAGCGGCCUGAUACAGAAGGUCUUGCUCCUGCCUACAAGAAGGUGCUGGAUCAGAUUGAGCAGCGUGGCUGGCAAUCAAUGAAAUGGAAGGACGACUUCACAAUGCUGCAUUGGGCUGCUAGCCACGGCAAAAAGGACCUGUGUCUCUACUUGCUCAGCCAACAAGCAAAUCCAAUGGACAAGGACAAUAAGGGACGAACAGCUGCUGCGGUUGCAGCAGAAGCCAAUCACUUUGAAGUAGUUGCUGCCAUUCAAGACAAGGUGACAAUGCCACGAAAGUCGGUAAGCCAUCUUGUUUUUUCAACUCCAACGGAGUGAUGUGAGUGUCCUGGCCUGGCCUUCAAAGUUAAAGGUCUUGGAUUUUCCAACAGAAUCCUUGCACUGCUGCACACUGCUGCAUUUGUGAAUAGUCUGAAAAGCCAAUCUUGGCUUCUCGGCCCUCCUUGGCUGGGGUACAAACCGCGGAUUGCCACCGUAAACACAACAGAC
This is a messenger RNA of Cladocopium goreaui, 2684 nucleotides long. The record is from the annotation of a GenBank genome assembly. NCBI's taxonomy places the organism in Eukaryota, Dinophyceae, Suessiales, Symbiodiniaceae.